Messenger RNA from Ornithodoros turicata, 4691 nucleotides. RefSeq lists its product as uncharacterized. The record is from RefSeq and is a predicted model, not a curated record. The transcript has 5 exons. Lineage: Eukaryota; Metazoa; Arthropoda; Arachnida; Ixodida; Argasidae. The coding region runs from base 107 to 586 and encodes 159 amino acids.
GACGCCUUUGAGAUUGAAGCAGCUACGUACACUGCAUCUGCAUCACAACCUCAAGAGGAAGCUGCACUGGACAAGCCUUACCAGCUGCAGUCACUGAAGCCGCAACAUGGUUGUAUGCAGCAAGACGCGCCAGGUUCUGAAAAAGCUACUCAUCCUGCGCCUGGCUCUGCAACAGCAAAACGAUAUUUUAUCAAAGCUACCACUAGGCUCAACUGUACCUGAUGUGCCACUCCUUGUACAAGAGCCAUUUGACACAGUAGAAGCACUGGAGACUUUUGAAAGCAAGUUAACAAAGGACACUGACAAACAGCUUGUUCAAGAGCUUUCUGUUCUGGGCGGAAAUACACUCAAGAUAUGCAUCAAACGCAUUCUAUCUUACAUCAUGACGGACAAGGUAGCGAAAGCCUACAGUUGGGAGGGAGGCAAAGGAAAUCUCCGAUUUGUGGAAUUAAGACUCGCAGACAUACUCUCCGCUGCUGUACGCUCCCACAGUAAAUUUUCAGAAGCUACAAACUUCGAUGUGGAAAAAGAAGUGAAGGAAUGUCUCCGACAUACAAAGGACCGGGAUGAGAAAAAGAACAAGUAAUGCAUGUACCCUUCCUUCAAAUCAUAUCCCUGUCUCGUAAUGUGUGCGACCCCUACAUUCUCUUCCUAUUGAAGAAACAGAAUGUGAAGAAACGGCACCGAAAAAUCGGCUUUACUGCAGGCGAGCUGAUCGAGGACUCGAUACUGUAAAAAAACAGAGUUUGGCAAAAAAGAACCCCUGAAACAGAAGGACUCAAAAGCAGCAACAAUAUUUACUUCACGAAAAACAGGGUUCAUAUCCAUAUAGGGUCUGAGGUUUUUGGGUUUUACCCGAUUCUUCCUCGAAUUUAGCAUAGCAGUAUAUAGACCAUCAUUUGCGUACAGUCAAAUCUAAAAACUUUAGCUUCCCAGCUGUUGGCCACUCUUCACUGAAACAUAACUUAGGUCCAGCAUUACGGAUCACAUGCAGUGAGUGCAGAGUGAUAUUGCGGGAGGCAAAGAUGAAAUCAUCCACAUAUAUUGGGCUAUAACAACGGAAUCUGGAGCACGAGACUUUAGGUACGACACAACACAUGAGUCAAAGGAGCUCAGGUAAACCUCAGAUAAUAAUGGAGCAACAGACGAGCCUAUGAAGAUUCACUACGCUGAGAAAAAAAAAGCACAUCUUCAAUACUGGUCACAGUGGACCUUAGAUAGAGAUCUAACAAAUCACUACCGAAUCGCCAAAUUUUUAACCCCUUUAUAGGAAACUGUGCCCGUUCCUAUAUUCAGGAGCAUGUGCAAAAAUCUGGAUGUGUCCCUUUGUUCGAAGGAGUGCUUGCCCUGUCUGCUCCAUCUGUGUCACGUUUCUUCGCACGGGGUUUGUUUCUUCAAUAUGUUGUAUUAAUAAGUCGGAAAAUCUGCAUUACUCUCCUCCAACGGUGAACUCUUUCACUAGCACCACCACCUUCAUUUCCUUGCUGUGUAUCCUGGCAUGUUUAACAUUCCCAAUGGUCUGUGUCGUCUCCCCAGCCCUAUCUGGAUUGGAUUGUGGAUUGUGAGUUUAAUGGCGCAGCGACAACUGAGAUCAUAAUACGCCAAAAUACGAUGAUGAUACAUGAAGGGGUUAUGUUAAGAGUAUAGUGAUUUAAUUAAAAAGAGAGUUGUGUAACUACACUUCUGUGUAAAUCGGAAGGUAAAACUGGUGAACUAAAACUUCACAACUGGUUGAUUACAUUCACCUCUCUAAAAAAAUUAAAACAUUUUCAAAUGGAACGAGAGCCUCAUCACCCAGCAAAAGUGAUGGGUGAAGAGGCAAAUAGUGGUCAUAAAAGAAAGGGAAACACGGCUUACGAUGUUCUUCAAACAAAGGGCAAGUGAUGAGCAGGUGUAAAACGGAAAGGUCAGCUCCGCACCUUGUGCACACGGGUGCUUCCUCUCCCCGUAAAAGAUGUCCAUGAGUGAGAAAGGUGUGCCCUAGCCUCAGUCGACUCAAUAGGACCUCAUGAUGUCGCUUUGGAAAAAGUUGAACACAUGCGCCAACAUGAGGUUUGACUGUCUGAAGUUUGUUGUGUGUUUGUGUUGCCCAGAAACCCUGCCAUUUCUUGUUGAUAUAUUUCUUGAGUUGCAGCAUCAAGUCACUAGACGGAAUUUCAAAAGGUGUGAUAUCAUUUCCUUGGGCAGCUGCAGCUGCACGAUCAGCUUUCUCAUUUCCGCGAAUGCCGACGUGGCUUGGCACCCAGCAUAGCCUCAAGCUGUACCCCUUUUUCUUGUAUGAGACUCAUUAGGUACCGUGCCCGCCUGACCAGUAGGUUCUUGUGUGUUGCAAGACUACUGAUUGCACGCAGAGAGCUGAGGGAGUCUGAGUAUAUCACUGACGUCACAACGUGUUCCUGAAGAAUGUGAUUGAGUACUACAAUAAUAGCGUACAUCUUACCACUAAAGAUCGAUAAAACAGUACUUAAAUUGUGUGACUUUGUGCAUGUGCCAGAUAUCAUGGCGCAUGACACCCCAACGUUGGAUUUCGAUGCAUCCGUGUAAAUCUCAACAUGAUCACCAAAGCUUUUUUUCAGGUCUUCAAAUUCAUGCAUGAUUUCUGCUGCAGGGGUUUCCUGUUUGUUGUAUUUUAGAAGAGUUACAUCACACGCAACGGGUUGUUGCCAAGGGGGAACCAUCUUGCUACAGUCUACUGAGGGUAAGCUAAAACAGGUGAAAGCAUAGUUCUUAACAUCAUGUUGGAGUCGCAUGCUGAACGGGGCUAUCGCAUGGGGCUUGUUCUCAAAAAGCUGCUUAAAGCGAGUGCCUUUUAUGCAGGGUAAAGCAGGAUGUUGAGAGUGCUCCUAAUUCUCAUGCUAUACGAAGCUCCAAGAUAAAUACGCCGUGUUUCCAGAGACCACUCGUUUGACUGUACGUAAAGACUCUGGACUGGAGUGGUUCUGAAAGCCCCAAGCACUAACCUUAACCCGAGGUGGUGCACAGCAUCUAGAGCCUUCAAGACGGAAGGGCGUGCCGAUCCGUAAACGAAACACCCGUAAUUUAACUUCGCACGAACAGUGCUGCUAUAUAUACGGUGAAGGGAUUGACGGUCUGCACCCCAUGAUCUGUGGGAUACAAUUUUAAGUAUGUUCAGAGACUUUAAGCAUUUUGUUUUCAAGUUCUUCACGUGGGAGGAGAAAGUUAGCUUCUUAUCAAAGUUAACGCCAAGAAAUUUAUGCUCGUCCUGAACAGUGAUGUCCUGACCAUUCAUUUUAUCAUCUGGCUCAGCAAAGAAGCCCCUGAGUCGUGAAAAGGGUACACAAAAUCUUUCUGGGUGAAAAUCUAAAUCCAUUCUCGCAUACCCAUUUGCACAGCUUGUUAACGGCAAGUUGUAGCUGACGCUCACAGACAGCAAGACUGGAAGAAGAGCAAGAGAUCUGCAAGUCAUCUACAUAAAGUGAGUAUGAAAUGGAUGGAGGUAGGACACGGACAAGAGAGUUCACUUUGAUUAUGAAUAGGGUGACACUGAGAACAGCUCCUUGUGGAACACCAUUCUCUUGUGCGAAUGGUUGAGAGAUUGUAGUGCCUAACUGGACCCUGAAUGUCCGUCCUUCAAGAAAAUUGGCGACACAGCGAAACAAACGACCACGAAUUCCUAGAACUUGCAAAUCUCUAAGUAUGCCAUACCGCCACGCUGUGUCGUAAGCCUUUUCAAGAUCGAAAAACAAUGGCACACAGUGUUGUCUCCUGAUAAAGGCUUCUCUUAUUGUGGUUUCGAGCCUCAACAUGUGAUCUGAUGUUGAUCGUGCAGCCCUAAAGCCACACUGAUACCUGUCGAAGCAAUGAUUUUCUUCGAGGAAAUACAUAAGACGACCAUUUACCAUCCGCUCAAAUGUUUUACCCAGGCAACUGGUAAGUGCAAUUGGCCUGUAACUCGAUGGAUCCGAUUCAUCUUUUCCUGGCUUUAGGAGGGGGAUGAUGGUCGCCACUUUCCACUGGGAAGGAAGCUGACCUUCUCGCCAGACUAGAUUAAAGAAGUCAAGAAGACUGGAUAGAGACUCGCGUGGCAAGUGCACUAGCAUUGAAUAGGUGAUUCUGUCUGGUACUGGUGCUGUAUUUUUUCGACCGGACAAGGCCCUUAACAGUUCUGCCAUUGUAAAAGGCUUGUUAUAAGCACACCUGUCACCUGAUCUAUGAGGGACGUGCUGCUUCUCAGCACGUUCUUUAAGCUUGAAAAAGUCACUACUGUAGUGGGACUAGCUCGACACGUGCAAAAAUGUUCGCAAAGGACAAUAGCUUGCUCGUCCAAACUCUGACAGACUGUCCCAUUCACUUGAAGCAAAGGGAUAGACAAACUGGUAUAGUCACCUUUAAUUUUCUUAAGCCUGUCCCAUACUACUUUAGAUGGGGUGUUUGUGUUUAAAGAUGACACAAAAGUGCUCCAAGACUGUUUUUUGGCUUGUCGCCGUGUCCAACGUGCCCUAGCACGAGCUCUUUUGAAAAGAAGAAUGUUUGUCCCAGUGGGGUACCUCCUAAAGAUACCCCAUGUUCUGUUCUGUGCUUUGCGUGCCUUUGCGCAUUCAUCUGUCCACCAGGGUUUGGGACGCCUGGGAAGACGGCCAGAUGUCUGAGGAAUGGACUGCUCAGCAGCGUGUACGAUUAUGCUGGUGAUAGUGUUAUUUGCCUCUUCAACAGACAUGCGUUCAAAGGAC